AUGGAUAUUUUGUGUCCGAAUUAAGGGCAUAACAAUUAGAUUGAAUUUGUUUGUAUGAGGGAUUCUUGCCAAGAAUAUCGCUUUUCUUGCUUUGAAUGUUUGCAAGCUGGAAAUCAUAAGAGCCAUAUAGAAGAUGUUCAAAAAUUUUCUUCGUUUUUGAAUUUAAUAAAGUAGUAAUCAUCCGAUUACGAUAAUCUUAUGAGUAAGCUUGAGAAUUGGAUUAAUCAUAUGAAUAAUUAAUGUGGGGAACUGAAAAAAGGGUUAGAAAUGAGAUACAAAGAAAUAACAGAAUUAGCUAAGAAUUUUAGUAUAAAUCACUUUAAUGAACUUUCUUCUUGUUUUUUCUCAUUUCAAAGGAGUAAAGAGAAACUGUAUUCAAUGAUUGCAGAGAGUGUAGGAAGUCUUUCUGAAACUAUUACAAAUGGUCGAAAAAUUUUAUGUUUAGAACCAUAAAUUCAAUAAUAAGUAUUUAAUAAAGAAUUGAAGCCAUUUAAAUAUGAAUUAAUCAAUAAAAUAAAAGAUGAAUACAUAUUUGCUUUUGCGUUUAAUAAAGAAGCUACUCUCUUAGUGGCUGGCUACGAAUCAAGCAAAAUAAGAGUAUUUGAGUUUGAGCAAGGAUAAUUACGAUAAUUAUAGGAAUUGAGCAAUCAUAGUAAAAGAGUUCGAUGUGUAUACUUUUUGUAAAAAUCGCCUUCAUUUAUCUCUGGUAGCUAUGAUCGUUCGAUUAUUGUAUGGGAGGCCUCAGAAAAUAGAUAGUUCUAUUGUAAGUAACAACUUGAAGGUCAUACUGACGAUAUUAAUUGUUUGAUAAUUAAUAAUAAUGAGGAUUUGAUAAUAUCAGGUAGUGAUGACAAAACCAUUAGACUAUGGAGUAAAAAUGUGUAGUGGCAUUGUUCAUAGACAUUAACAUAUCAUAAUGGGAGUGUAUUCUGUAUCAGCAUGAAUGAAACUUAAAAUUAAUUCAUUUCUUGUGCUGCAGACAAUCUGAUUGUUGUAAGUCAAAAAGAUGUAAAUAGUUCUUUCUGGAAUAUUCUUUAAACUAUUAAAGUAGAAUGGGGUUUAAGAUUAUGCUUUAUUAGCAAUACUUAAUUUACAUAUCAACCUUAUAAUAAAAAGCAGAUGAUAAUUUAUGAACAAAGUAAAUUCAGCCAAUAAUUUGUUAAGCAAAAGGAAAUUGCUGUAAAGUCUGGAAAUGAUUGCUUUUGGUAUUUUCCUUAAAAAUAUAUUAAAUCGAAAUCACUGUUACUCAACAAAAAUGGAAGUAGUUUAAAUUUGAUUAAAAUUAAAGAGAAUGGAGAAUUUAUUUAAGAAUAAAUUAUCGAUUUUGAUGAUAAUUACAUUCAUGGAGCAAUUUCAGAUGAUGGAGAGUAUUUAAUCACCUGGGAUUGUAAAACCGAAGAAAUUCAAGUUAGGCAAUACAGCGAAUGA
Messenger RNA from Paramecium octaurelia, 1428 nucleotides. Lineage: Eukaryota; Ciliophora; Oligohymenophorea; Peniculida; Parameciidae. The record is from the annotation of a GenBank genome assembly.